AUGAAAGGCAGGUCCUUCUUGAUUAACCUCAUCUCCUUUUAUGACAAGGUGACCCACUUAGUGGAUGAGGGCAAGACGGUGGAUGUUGUCUACCCAGACUUUAGUAAAGCCUUUGACACCAUAUCCCAGAGCAUUCUACUGGAGAAACUGGCUGCUCAUGGCUUGGAUGGACAUGUGCUUCACUGGAUUAAAAACCAGCUGGGUGGCCAGGCCCAAAGAGUUGUGGUGAAUGGAAUUAAUUCUAGGUGGUGGCCUGUCACAAGUGGUGUUCCCCAGGGCUCAGUACUAGGGCCAGCUCUCUUUAAUAUCUUUAUCAAUGAUCUGGACAAGGGGAUUGAUUGUGCCUUCAGACAAUGGCCCCAUAUCAAGAACCAGCAAAUGAUCAACAACAGCAGCUCCAUCACUGAGUUCCUCCUCCUGGCAUUCGCAGACACACGGGAGCUGCAGCUCUUGCACUUCUGGCUCUUCCUGGGCAUCUACCUGGCUGCUCUCCUGGCCAAUGGCCUCAUCAUCACUGCCAUAGCCUGCGACCACCACCUCCACACCCCCAUGUACUUCUUCCUCCUCAACCUCUCCAUCCUUGACCUGGGCUUCAUCUCCACCACUGUUCCCAAAACCAUGGCCAAUUCCCUCUGGGACACCAGGGCCAUCUCCUACACAGGAUGUGCUGCACAGGUCUUUUUCUUUUUCAUUCUGAUCUCAGCAGAGUUAUCCCUCCUCACUGUCAUGGCCUAUGACCGCUACGUUGCCAUCUGCCAACCCCUGCACUACGGGACCCUCCUGGGCAGCAGAGCUUGUGUCCACAUGGCAGCAGCUGCCUGGGGCAGUGGGUUCCUCUAUGCUGUGCUGCACACGGCCAAUACAUUUUCUAUACCACUCUGCCAGGGUAAUGCCCUGGACCAGUUCUUCUGUGAAAUCCCCCAGAUCCUCAAGCUCUCCUGCUCAGACACCUACCUCAGGGAAGCUGGGCUUCUUAUAUUAAGUUGUUUUUUAGUUUUUGGCUGUUUUAUUUUCAUUGUGCUGUCCUAUGUGCAGAUCUUCAGGGCCGUGCUGAGGAUCCCCUCUGAGCAGGGACGGCACAAAGCCUUUUCCAUGUGCCUCCCUCACCUGGCCGUGGUCUCCUUGUUUAUCAGCGCUGGCAUGUUUGCCUACAUGAAGCCCCCCUCCAUCUCGUCCCCAUCCCUGGACCUGGUGGUGGCAGUUCUGUACUCGGUGGUGCCUCCAGCAGUGAACCCCCUCAUCUACAGCAUGAGGAACCAGGAGCUGAAGGAUGCAGUUUGGAAAGUGAUGACUAGAUCUUUUUUAGAAGUAAUAUAG
Molecule: messenger RNA, 1317 nt
Organism: Grus americana (Whooping crane)
Lineage: Eukaryota; Metazoa; Chordata; Aves; Gruiformes; Gruidae
Product: olfactory receptor 14C36-like
Exons: 2
Coding region: 1-1317 (438 amino acids)
Biological process (GO): G protein-coupled receptor signaling pathway
Cellular component (GO): membrane
Molecular function (GO): olfactory receptor activity; G protein-coupled receptor activity
Source: RefSeq, a predicted model, not a curated record